Varanus komodoensis (Komodo dragon) is the source of this 4922-nucleotide messenger RNA. RefSeq names its product ankyrin repeat and sterile alpha motif domain containing 1B (gene ANKS1B). The transcript has 26 exons. The coding region runs from base 996 to 4832 and encodes 1278 amino acids. Lineage: Eukaryota; Metazoa; Chordata; Lepidosauria; Squamata; Varanidae. The record is from RefSeq and is a predicted model, not a curated record. Gene Ontology annotation, molecular function: protein binding. Gene Ontology annotation, cellular component: cytosol.
UAAGGGGCAUGCUCCUUGAAGAUCCCCUGCACUCUGGAGAAUCCGAGCUGUCCCCACACCCCUUUUUCCUCCACUACAGGCAACCCUGUCCUGCCCCGCCGCCACCGUCAUAAAGGGAUCCUAGCACAUAUUCCCCCUCCGAAAUGUUAUGUCGGCUUCGGUUCUCCAUCCCGACAAGAAAGCAUCACAGGCCGGUCCUCCCUCCGUGCACACACUUCCCUUCCGUCGCCCCACUCCCUAACGCUGUGCCCGCGUGAGGCGGUCGGGGGAGCGCGCGCUGCGCGGUAACUUUCCUCUCAAGCAGCCUUUUCGCUGAGCCCCCCUCUGCCCCCGCGUGCGCGCGCGUGUCGUGCGUGCUCGCGCGCGACACCGCAGUGGAAGCUGGAGACGAGUUGCCGUUGCCGCCGCGAUUUGGGCGGGCUGGACAGCUGAGGGAAGGCAGCAGAAUCCCCAACGCGGCAGGAGCCAGAGCAAGGACGUGCGACGGGGAGCCAAAUAGGGGAGGGGGACCAAUAACCUAGCCAGCCAUUCAGAAGCAGAGAAUUCUUGUCUCCUCAGCAACGGGCCUGGAUGGCCAAGACUGCGCCUCCCCUCUCACGCCCUGUUGGUCGUUAGUAUCUCCCUCACUCUUAGCCUGCUUCUGCCUGGCACAGCCUCCCACCCUUCCCUUCCCUUGAACUAGAAUGUUGUCUGAAGGUGGGGAAGAUUCGUUCUUCCUCUUCCCCCCCGCUCCUUUUUCUUCCACACUCCACCCAGAAAUGAUCCGGUGAAAAUAGGAGGAGGAGGAGGUGAUUUUUCCCUCCCUCCUACUGCUGCUCCUUUUUCUGCUGGUCUGUGAAGGCUGCAGGAAUAUCCUCAUCGCUCAGUUUGUUUGAUGGACGAGCAGGAGAUAUUUUCGUGAAGUGGGUAAUCUUGACAGGGAAGAAGGGAAUAGCCUAUAUAAUAUUUUGGGGGUUAGGGUGGUGAGUGAGAAGGUUCUCCGAUGAAUCCCGACCAUGGGGAAGGACCAGGAACUGCUGGAAGCUGCUCGCACUGGGAAUGUGGCAUUGGUGGACAAACUCUUGGCUGGCAGGAAAGGCGGGCUCCUGGGCAGUGGAUCUGGACCUAUUCCUUUAUCCAACUUGCUGAGCAUUUGGCGUGGACCAAAUAUAAACUGCACAGAUAGUUCAGGGUACACUGCAUUACACCAUGCAGCUUUGAAUGGACACAAGGAUGUGGUAAUCAAAUUACUUCAAUAUGAAGCUUCCACUAAUGUGGCAGAUAAUAAAGGGUAUUUUCCUAUACACUUGGCUGCUUGGAAAGGAGAUGUAGAGAUUGUGAAGAUUCUUAUCCAUCAUGGGCCAUCACAUUCCAGAGUGAAUGAACAGAACAAUGAAAAUGAAACAGCUUUACACUGUGCAGCACAGUAUGGACACUCAGAAGUAGUUGCUGUUUUGCUUGAAGAACUUACAGAUCCUACAAUAAGGAACAACAAAUUAGAGACUCCGCUGGAUUUGGCAGCCUUAUAUGGCCGCCUGCAAGUAGUGAAGAUGAUAAUAAAUGCAUAUCCAAACUUGAUGAGCUGCAACACAAGAAAGCAUACUCCUUUGCACCUUGCUGCACGUAAUGGCCAUAAAGCUGUUGUACAGGUGCUACUAGAAGCUGGAAUGGAUGUCAGCUGCCAAACAGAAAAAGGAAGUGCAUUACAUGAAGCAGCUUUGUUUGGAAAGGUGGAUGUUGUACGCAUUCUUUUAGAAACAGGAAUUGAUGCAAACAUAAAGGACAAUAUAGGUAGAACUGUUUUAGAUAUUCUGAAAGAACAUCCAUCUCAACAGUCACUCCAAAUUGCUGCAUUACUUCAAGAGUACACAGAAACAGGAAAUGCAGUUGUACCAGAAGAAUCCAUUCAGGAAUGCCCCGUGCCAGAUCACCCAUCUUGUGUUUUAUCUCCAGAAGUUUCUCCUACACAAACAACAAAAAGUGAAGCUCUUACUGGAGAGUUAUCAAAACUAUUGGAUGAAAUCAAAUUGUGCCAAGAAAAAGAUUAUUCUCUGGAAGAGCUGUGCCAUGCAGUGUCAGACCAUUAUGUGGAAAAUGUUAGCAAAGUAUCAGAAGAAGAACCAGUGAUGAAUGGAAACCAAGCUAAAUCUAAUGUAAGACCAUCUUCAACAAAUCUGUCACCAACAGAAGAGGAAGAGGAGGAGGAUGGAGUUGAAAAUAGUUGUGGACCUACAGGUUUGUGGGAAGCACUGACACCUUGUAAUGGAUGCAGGAAUUUGGGAUUUCCCAGUCUUACUCAGGAGUCAUUUCCAAAGAAGAGGAGUUACACAUUGGAAGCAGUGCCAUCUGCUUCUUCUUAUGCAUUUCCUGUAGAAAAUGAGAAUGAUCUCUGUGAUUUUCUGGAUACAACAGUUACAAAGAAACCAUGUUCUUUAGAAAUAGCCAGAGGACUUUCCUCAAAAACAGAUAAUGCACCUCAAGUAGCAAUUAUUGAACCAGGUACAAGUAACCAUAGAAACAGUUCAACAGGCCCAACACCUGACUGCUCUCCUCCAUCACCAGACACUGCACUGAAAAAUAUAGUGAAAGUUAUACGACCUCAGCCCAAGCAACGUACAUCAAUAGUAUCAGCUUUUGAAUUUCAUCGACUAAAUCACAGCCAUGAUUAUUUUGAAAUCAACUCUUCAAUAGGAUAUGCAAGCUUUACUUCCAGCCCACCAAUCAGUCCAGCAAACUAUUCCAUUGGAUCAGUUGAGGGAAGCAUUGAAGAUAAUGACAUUCCAGAGACACAACAAACUUCUGUGGAAAGUGAGCCCCUUGAAAUGCAUCCUUCUGAGCAGUUUGCUGGCUUACUUCAUGGAUCAUCGCCUGCUUGUGAUCCACCUGAAAAUCCACUCCAACUCUACAGAAAAGCAAGCCUGACUGUUGAAUUAUAUCACAAAAGUAGUUUAAACAGGAAUAUUUUGGAUCCAGCACAGCUACAGGAAGAAAACAGUGUUGAUCCUCCAGUUAAAAAGAAAAAACCACCCAUUUUAAACAGAACAAUAUUCCUUUCUAAAAGUCAUCUAGGAGAAACUAACACACUGUCCAGUAUCACAAGAACUGGGGAUCAGUGGGUUGUUAAUGCAGCAGGGUUUUUUGAACGUGCUUGUACACUUGGGAGAAUACGAUCUUUGCCAAAGACUCUCCUUGACAUGCAUUUAUCCAAAUAUGUUUCAAAAUCAGAUUCUAACCUCAUUUCCUAUCCACCUAAUGAACAAAAAGCAAGAAGGAAUUGGACUGAAUCCACAGCAGCUUCAGAAAUCUCGAGAGGAAAUUCUGAAAGAACACCAUCAUUUACUUCAGAAUGGGAAGAAAUUGAUAAAAUAAUGAGCUCCAUAGAUGCUGGUAUAACUACUGGACUAGAAGAGAUUAAUGAUGGUAAGAAAUCACCCAGAUGCCCUGUACAGACUGUGGGACAAUGGUUGGAAAAUAUUGGGCUACCUCAGUAUGAGAACCACUUGCUGGCUAAUGGGUUUGACAAUAUACAGUUCAUGGGAAGCAAUGUUAUGGAGGAUCAAGAUCUCUUAGAAAUUGGAAUACUUAAUUCUGGACAUAGACAAAGAAUUCUCCAGGCAAUUCAGCUCCUUCCAAAGAUGAAACAGAUAGGCAGUGAUGUCUACAACCCCACCUCUGUAGCAGAGUGGCUAGAUUCUCUGGAACUGGGUGACUACAUCAAAGCCUUUCUGAUAAAUGGCUAUACAUCUAUGGACCUUGUGAAAAAAAUCUGGGAUAUUGAAUUAAUUAAUGUUUUAAAAAUAAGUCUGCUUGGCCAUCGAAAACGCAUUUUAUCCUCACUGGGAGACAGGCUUCACGAAGAUCCACCUCAGAAACCACCACGAUCUAUAACCCUCAGGGAACCCAGUGGUAACCACACUCCUCCCCAGUUGUCUCCUUCACUCAGCCAAAGCACUUACACUACUGGUGGCUCACUGGACGUACCACACAUUAUCAUGCAGGGGGAUGCAAGGAGAAGAAGAAAUGACAGUUACUUUGAUGAUAUUCCUCGGUCAAAACUGGAGAGACAGAUGGCACAGCAGUCUUCUGUCUGUGAGAUAUGGACCAACCAGAAUGCAGGAUAUCCUUACUCAGCAGUCCAUCAGGUUCAUAAUACUGGAGACUGGGGUGAGCCAUCGAUUACUUUACGACCUCCUAAUGAAGCAACAGCAUCAACACCAGUACAGUACUGGCAGCAUCAUCCUGAGAAACUCAUCUUCCAGUCAUGUGAUUACAAAGCAUUUUAUUUAGGUUCUAUGUUGGUAAAAGAGCUAAGAGGAACAGAAUCAACGCAGGAUGCCUGUGCAAAAAUGAGGAAAUCUACAGAACAAAUGAAAAAAGUCCCUACUAUUGUUUUAUCUGUCUCUUACAAGGGAGUAAAAUUUAUUGAUGCAACAAAUAAGAAUAUUAUUGCUGAACAUGAAAUUCGUAACAUUUCCUGUGCUGCACAAGACCCUGAAGACCUCUCUACGUUUGCUUACAUCACAAAAGACUUGAAGACAAAUCACCAUUACUGCCAUGUGUUUACAGCCUUUGAUGUGAAUUUAGCCUAUGAAAUAAUUCUCACAUUGGGACAGGCAUUUGAAGUAGCCUACCAACUUGCACUUCAAGCUCGAAAAGGAGGCCAUUCUUCAACCCUUCCUGAAAGCUUUGAUAAUAAGCCCACCAAACCAAUCCCAAAACCACGUGUUAGCAUUCGAAAAUCUGUGAUAGAUCCCACUGAACAAAAGACUCUUGCCAACCUACCAUGGAUUGUAGAACCAGGACAAGAAGCCAAAAGAGGGAUAAAUACCAAGUAUGAAACCACAAUAUUCUGAUGGUGAACUGUCCUCUGUUUCUUGUUGUGCCUUGCACUCAAAGCAGUCAUAGCACAGCCUUUCCUUGACGGCAACUCUUCAGUCUAGUAG